AUGACGAGAAAAAACGUCCAUGGCGGGGCGCCCCUGGGCGCCCCGCAGGGCAGGGGAAUCGCCGACGAAUACUACCGGCGGGACCGCCCGCCGGAGGAUGCCAAGGUACACAUGUAUGUUGGCAUCGACCCCGGGCGGACCAAGAUGUACACCGCGGUGGACGAACACGCCAACGUGACAUCUUGCUCCUCCAAGGAGUUUCACGCCAUGUCGGGCUCCAAGCGGCGGGAGGGGCUCAUUGCGAAGUGGCACGCAAAGGCCCCGGACUAUGUCAAGGAGCUGCACCAGUGCCCGACCUACAAGACAGCGAGCACAGCGGUGCUCCUGUCGCGGGUCGUGAAGAUCGUGCCAGACCUGCGAGAGGGCCUGGCCUGGCACCGGGACGGGAAGCCGUUUCGCAAGCUCCGCCACCAGGCCUACGUCGGCAGGCAGCGGGCCAUCACCCGGCUGGCGGAGCAGUUCCGCGCGCCCCCCGGCAUGACUACGGUCGUGGGCUACGUGCGGGUCCGCCGAGGCGAGGAGAAGCUGGUGGACGUGUGGGACACCAAGCGGUGCGGCAACAAGGCCUGCAAGGUCAACGUCGUCAACCGCGACGUCAACGUAGCAGCCAACAUCCUGAUGCUGACCAAGUGCUUUUUUGCUGGCGAGGAGAAGCUGGUGGACGUGUGCGACACCAAGCGGUGCGCCAACAAGGCCUGCAAGGUCAACGUCGUCAACCGCGACGUCAACGGAGCAGCCAACAUCCUGAUGCUGACCAAGUGCUUUUUUGAGAAUGCACUUCGUCCCACUGCAUUUGGACGCCCCGGCCUGCGAGUGCUGGACCUGGGAACUCUGCCUCGGGUGGAGUCCCCACCCACCGAGCUCCGGGCGCGCAAGGACAAGCUCGCCUACUUCGAGCGCCAGUGCUCCCCCGUGGGCCACGGCCUGUUCGUGGGAGCGGAGUGCGUCGCCCGGAAUCGCGAAUCGCUGCGAGAGGCGGGCAUCACACACGUGAUCAAUUGCGUGGGCUUCCUGUACCCCGCCUACUUCUCUCCGGAGCUGGAGUACCGGACGCUCUACCUCCAGGACACCCCCGCGGAGGACAUCACCUGCAUCCUGUACGACGUCUUCGACUUCAUCCAGGCCGCGGUGGGGCAUGGCGCCGACCCCGCCGGCCGCGUGCUGCUCCACUGCUCACAGGGCGUGUCACGCUCAGUGAGCCUCACCAUCGCAUACCUCAUGUGGAGGGAGGGCCGGCCGUACGAAGAGGUGUUUGCCUCCGUGAAGGCUGCACGCGGCAUCGCCAACCCAAACAUCGGCUUCGUUUGCCAGCUGCUGCAAUGGCAGAAAAGGCGCACCACUGGCCCCGGGGCCGAGCGCCUGUACCGACUGGCUCCCCAGUCGCCCGCAGCCCCGCAGUACCUGGUACCACGGUCUGCAAAGAUCCUUGGGUCCGCCGGCCUCGACCCACGGGGCUCCUUUGUACUGCACACCAGCACGGCGCUGUUCCUCUGGCUGGGCAAGGCAUGUCCAGAGGGGUUUGCUGCGGCGGCCACCACCUUUGCAGCGCAACUGGAGCGGUAUGAGGCUGCACCAGCGCCCGCUUUGCUGCAAAGGGAUGGGAAGGAGAGCGAGGAGUUCUGGACGGCGCUCAAAGCAAUGCUCUCCAGCUCCACUGGCGAGGAUGGGCCAGAGGCGUCCGGCAGCUGGAGGGCAGCUGCCGUGUGUGAGAUUCCCGCGUACGACAAGGACUAUGAGGUGGGUGGCUGUGGAGCUUUUUGCUCGGUCACAGACCGCUCGGAGUAG
Molecule: messenger RNA, 1785 nt
Organism: Auxenochlorella protothecoides
Lineage: Eukaryota; Viridiplantae; Chlorophyta; Trebouxiophyceae; Chlorellales; Chlorellaceae
Product: putative serine/threonine-protein kinase
Exons: 9
Coding region: 1-1785 (594 amino acids)
Biological process (GO): protein dephosphorylation
Molecular function (GO): protein tyrosine/serine/threonine phosphatase activity
Source: RefSeq, a predicted model, not a curated record